UACAUUGAAUUACUGCACCCUUGAGUGUGAACAUAGUAUAUGGAGUACAUAAUUGUAAAAAUAUAAUUGUACAAUUUUCAAAAAUGUGUACUAGAUUCUCUUUAAAUUUUAUUACUAUUGCAACUAAAUUUCAUUCGAAUGUUUUUUUUAUUCAAUCAGUUCAUAAAUUCACGGUAUCACUACCCAAAUAUUCACAAACGCACGUAAUAACACGAGGUUAUAGCUUAACAACGGCCUCAGUAAGUAAAUAUUAUGAAAAAUUAGACGAAGAGAAAUUAAACAAUCUUCUGAAAGAUCCAAAAUAUAAAGCUUUGUACGAUACUUUGAGUUUAGAGAUAGAGUACACAAAGUAUCAAACAGGAAAUGUACCUUCAAAAUUAACUGCGACUAAUUGGUUAUUUUUAUUAAAAACAACAACAAAAGGAGAAAGAAGAUCUUAUAUAGCUUUUCUUUUCAAACUAGAAAAGAAACAAGAACAUCAAAAGCAGAAAUUGUUAGAAGAGAAAGCUAAAAGAAGCGAAAACAGAAUAAACGAUGAAAAUAGGAUAUAUGGAUUGGGUAAAUGUACAUUGUUUCAUCGUAUAGUUGAAAGAACAAUGAAUGAUUUUUAUAAUAGUAGAUUAAUAAACGCUAUGUUAUAUGAGCCAGCGUUAGUAUUUGAUCUUGGUUUUGAAAAACAUAUGUCUCAAGUUGAGCUAUCGAAUUGUUCAAAACAACUGUUACUUUCAUUCUCAAUAAAUCGACAACACAUCAGUCCCUUUAAUCUAUAUUUUUGUAAUGCUAGUACAAAUAGUGAUAUUAUGAAAAAAUUACAUAAAACAAUACCAAAUAUGUACAAUCCAGAAUUUCCAUUAAAUAUGACUUCAAAAUCCUAUUUGGAAAUAUUUGAUAAGAAGAAAUUAAUAUAUCUUACUCCUCAUACUAAUGAAAUUAUGACACACUAUAAUCCUGAUCUGGUAUAUAUAAUUGGUGCAAUAGUAGACAAGAGACAUGUUCUACCAAUUUCAUAUCAGAAAGCUAAGAAAGAAGGUAUUAAAAUGAUGAAGUUUCCUUUAGGUGAAGUAUUGAAUUGGGGAACAGGAUCUUCAAAAAAUCUUCCUCUCAACCAAGUUCUUUCUAUCAUGUUAGAUUUAAAACAUACUAAGAAUUGGGAUAUAGCAUUUAAAAAUAUACCGAAGCGAAAAUUACAAGAUUCAAGAGAAGAGGUCAUGAAAAGGAAAUUGAUGCAAAAAAUAAGCUUACAACGUGCAAAAAAUUCUAAGUUAAUGAAUAAAGAGAAUAAAGAGACUCUUGUCAUAAAUUCAAAAUAAAAUAAACUUUAAAUAUAAAUUAUUUUAUAGUUAUCAAUUUCAGUAAAUAAAUAAUUUUUACUUAUA
Frieseomelitta varia is the source of this 1376-nucleotide messenger RNA. RefSeq names its product mitochondrial ribonuclease P protein 1 homolog (gene rswl). Gene Ontology annotation, biological process: positive regulation of mitochondrial translation; mitochondrial tRNA 5'-end processing. The transcript has 3 exons. Bases 84 to 1310 code for a protein of 408 amino acids. Lineage: Eukaryota; Metazoa; Arthropoda; Insecta; Hymenoptera; Apidae. Gene Ontology annotation, cellular component: mitochondrion; nucleus; nucleoplasm. The record is from RefSeq and is a predicted model, not a curated record. Gene Ontology annotation, molecular function: tRNA binding.